Periophthalmus magnuspinnatus is the source of this 1227-nucleotide messenger RNA. RefSeq lists its product as uncharacterized. The transcript is spliced from 2 exons. The coding region runs from base 506 to 1180 and encodes 224 amino acids. Lineage: Eukaryota; Metazoa; Chordata; Actinopteri; Gobiiformes; Gobiidae. The record is from RefSeq and is a predicted model, not a curated record.
UGCAGCAGAUUGGACAUGGAGGAUCUUAUUUUGUGGACAUAAUUUCUUGACUGGAUUAUAUUCUCUGGACCUUUACGGAACAAAUGAGACCAACUUUGUGUGAAUAUGUUGAUGUUUGACAGACCAGAGCGCUCAAAGCCCUGGCAUGAUCCACACAUACUGGCUAAAGAAGCUCACUGCUCUCAUGGGUGGGAUUCACCCUGAAUGGCUAACCGAAGGGCGUACAAUCCUGAUCCAGAAGGAUCCCUCAAAGGGUACUGUCCCAUCCAACUGUCGGCCAAUAACCUGUCUCUCCACAACAUGGAAGCUCAUAUCAGGCAUCAUUGCGACUAAGAUAAGUGGGCACAUGGAUCAAUACAUGAGCACAGCGCAGAAGGGCAUCGGCAAAGAUACCAGGGGUGCCAAACACCAGCUCCUGGUAGACCGGACAGUCACCCGAGACAGCAGCACCCGUAAGACCAACCUGUGCAGUGCCUGAAUUGAAUACAAGAAAGCGUAUGACUCAAUGCCACACACAUGGAUCACUGAAUGCCUAGAACUGUACAACAUCAACAGAACUCUAAGAGCCUUCAUUGCAAACUUGAUGAGGUUGUGGAAAACCACCCUUGAGGCCAAUGGCAAGCCACUUUCAAAAGUGACCAUCAAAUGUGGCAUAUACCAAGGAGACGCACUGUCCCCACUGCUGAUCUGCAUAGGUCUGAAUACCCUCAGCCAAAUCAUCAGCAACACUGGCUAUGGAUACCGACUCUGGAAUGGGGCUACCAUCAGUCACCUCCACUACAUGGAUGACAUCAAGCUGCAUGCUAAGAAUGAGUGGGACAACGACUCACUGAUCCACACCACCAGGAUCUACAGCACAGAAAUUGGAAUGUCAUUCGGGCUUGAGAAGUGUAGCCGGAUGGUGACAAAGAGAGGGAAGCUCGUCUACACAGAAGGGGUCUUCUUCCCAGAAGGGACAAUAGGAGACAUUGAGGAUAGUUAUAAGUACCUUGGUAUCCCACAAGCAAAUGGCAACCUUGAAGAGGAAACAAGGAAAGUAGCCACAGCCAAAUACCCCAGACGAGUAAGGCAAGUCCUAAGGAGUCAGCUCAUUGGCAAGAACAAGACCCAGGCCAGUAAUCAGAUACCCAGCAGGAAUCUUAAGGUGGCCAAAGGAGGAGAUACAGACCACAGAUGUUAAGACCCGAAUGCUCCUGACCAUGCAUGGCGGGUUUCAUCCCAAAUUCA